Molecule: messenger RNA, 2738 nt
Organism: Cladocopium goreaui
Lineage: Eukaryota; Dinophyceae; Suessiales; Symbiodiniaceae
Source: the annotation of a GenBank genome assembly
AUGAAAUACACCAUUGCGAAGACCAAGGAUCGAGACUCCUUUACACAACUCCUGGAUGACUCGUUGGUCAACUUUCGGCGGCAGCUCCUGCAGAAUGCCUUCGAGAAAAAUGAAGGAAGCCGUGACAGAGGACCUACUUCACGGCCUCGCUCCACCAGCGGAGGCAGUAGCCAUAGCAACGGCCAUGGCUAUGGCGGGCGUGGUGUCGCCGGGAGCAAGACCGGGAGCAGUGCAGGUGCUAUCGUUUCUGCUCGAGACUCACACUCACUGAAAACUCUUCCACGGGGCGGCCGAGGUGCUGACCUCUACAAGCCGAACAUCGAGUCGCCGCGUCAGGAAGCGAAGGAAGCGAAGGAAGCGAAGGAAGCGAGUACCGACGCCGGUUCCACGGCCGUGACAUUCAAAGGCCGCAAGGAGGAAGAGGGUCUGAGAUUUACGGUGCAAUCAGAUCCGACCGCCUCAGGGCACUCGGGCAAUUCUCUAAAUUCGGGGGCCUCGGAUGGAAGCGAAGGUAUCCCAGUGGCACCGGGUCUAAGUCCCAACCAGCCAGCGCCCUACUUGCGAAGUCGCUUGGAGGGCCUCAGCCCAGAGGAGCAGAAGGCCAUCCGCCGCAGGCUGCGGCUGCGCUUGGGCGCCUUGAGCUCCACCAAGCUGGUGUCUGGAAGCUCACUGUACGAUGCCAUUCGUGCGCUGGGCUUAACGAGAUAUACCUUGGAAGAGAUGAAUGAUAUUGUGAAUUUGCUCGCAGCCUUCAUCGGUUUGCAAUUCGAUCAGACAGAGAACCACCGCUACUCCUUAAAUGCGGCCUUGAACAUGGUGCAAGAGGAGUUUCAGAAGUUUGGCACGCCUUAUUGGCAGUGGCCACCAUACCGAGAUAGCACCUUGUCGCAUGGCUCGCUCCAACGUGGGGCAACGACCAUGAACGUGUGGUCUGAGAAACAGGCGCGGGAGCAGUACAACGUGGUCCCCGCACAGGCCUUGAUGGAACUCUUCUUGGCCGAGGAAGGUGAUAUCCACAAACGCAUCUUCGGAAGUCGUUUGUUGAAGACGUUCCACGCGAUUCGGGAGAUCCUCCUGGCGGGGGACACCAAUCGCUUGGUGGCGGAGCUUACAUUUGUUAGAAUCAAUGACCUUGCAGCCCCGCCUGAGCCAAUGCAUCCCUUGGUCCUGCUCGAGCCGUUUGUUGCCUUUCUGAUCGUGCUCAAUGGCAUCAUGAUCGGAUUCCAGACCGAUCCGAAGUAUGGCGACUGGGAGGGCUGGCCCUACUUCGAAAUUGGCUUUGCGUGUUUUCUGGUGCUGGAAAUUUUGACUCGCAUGCAUUUGCUGGGUUGUGGUGGAUUUUGGUGCGGCCCGGAACUGAUGUGGAACUACUUCGAUCUUUUCCUGGCCGGCACUGGUUUGGUGGACAUCAUUGUCCAGCAGACGUCCAAUGAGAAGUCUGGCAUCUUCGGAACCUCCUUGUUGAGGUUCUGUCGAUUGAUACGAUUGGUCCGCAUUGUGAAGAUCUUCAGGCUGAAGGCCAUGAGAGACUUGCGGCUCAUGGUGAAGGGGCUCAUCGCAGGGAUCAAGACGCUGGUGCUGGCCUUCACUCUCCUAUUCUCGGUGCUUUACGUCAUUUCAGGCUUUGCCACCAUGACCCUUGGAAGUUACGAUGAGACUGUGGCAUUGGGUUUGAUGAUCUAUUUCCAGUCGCUACCCGAUUCCAUGUUCACGGCAUUCCGCUGCUUCACCGGGGAAUGUGUCAACGAGGCAGGAGAGCCGUUGACCCAUCUCCUUGCGCGAGAAUAUGGUUUGGUUUUCAUCUUGUCAUAUGUGAUGAGUUAUAUGCUGGUAACCAUGGGCAUCUUCAAUGUAAUCCUGGCAGUCUACGUGGACAUCACCAUGAAAGCUGCCAAGGAGAACGAGGCUCAGACUGCGGAGCAGCAUUUUCGCGAAUCCAUUCGCAUCGCUCGCACAACGCGAGAGUUGCUGAAGAAAUUCGCUGCAGCUUAUCACCUGUACCAAGACCUGGAGGAGAACAGUAGCAGCAACAUGGAAACGUUCGAGAUUCGCGCCUCCGCUGCCCUCUUCACCGACGACGAGUUACAGGAGAACAUCGAGAUCACCAAAGAGCUUUUCCUGCUGGUGAUUCAAGACAGAGAUGUGCAACUACUGAUGGAUGACCUGGAUUUGCCACCGGACCGGGCGAAUCUCUUUGAGAUCAUCGAUGCCGAUAGCAGUGGAACGCUUCAUAUCGCCGAGUUGGUGCAUGGACUUCUGAAGAUCCGUGGCGAAGUGAACAAGAGCGAUACGAUUGCGACCUUGUUGGCCACCAAAGCCGUCCAGAACAUGCUGACCGAAACGAAAUGUCAGGUCCUGAACAACUUGGACGACCUGAAGACCGAGUUAUUGGGCCUGAUCUUCGAGCAGCAAGUGAAGCUGCGUAAGGCCAUCGCGGCCACUGUCAGCUCCCCCGAAACUGGCAGCAGCUUGUCUGACUCGCCGCGUCGCGGCCGCAGCGGCGGGCGGUCCGGGUCGCCGGGAGUCAUCCGCUCCAACUUGGACAGCCGCGGUGGACGGACAGCCGCGAUGUCCGCCAUGCCAUUGGGGCGGAUGAAAGCGCCACAAAAACCGGAAGUGGCUGAAGAUUCAGACGCUGUACCCAUCCCUCCCGAGGAGUGAGAUGGCCACGGCUGGCAAGCCAUCCAAAACCAUCCCAAAGAGGUGGUUUAUAGAUGUUGAAUGAUGUUUAUAGCAUA